ACUGAAUAAGAGCUUCUAAAUUUAGAUACUACAGAUAUCAAAACGAACUGAUAAUGUCUCCUCCCUAAAUUUAAAUUUAACGAACUACGAUUUCCCGAUUGGCCCAAAAAUCUGAUAAACUGAUCAACUACUUGGUAAAAUAAAAAUACUUACAACCUAGUUGAGCUAAUUUUCUUAAGACCAUCUUGAUGAAAACGGUUUUCUUUAGCACUGGCGGGCCCUCAAAAAAACCGGGUUGGGCCGUACAUUAUGUACAUGUUUAUUUAUCCCUCCAUUUUAUGAAAGCCUGAAAGGGUAUGAACUCAACUCAUUUAUGGUGUUAUUGAGGAGAUUAUAUCAAUAAUCAUUAUAAUCAUUAGUCAUUAAGAUUUAAAUAAGCGCAGUCAAAAAGAAUUUCUUUCUAUACGUAUGUACAUUCUGAGCAAACAGUAUUUUGGUUAUGAAAUUGGUCAUUUGGUGAAUGGCAAGAGUGAAUUCAAGAAGGUAAAAUUGUUGCACUGAUUUGAAAUUACGAGUAAGUUGUUUUCAUCGCAAUCCGUAUAUGUACCUUUAAUAGGAUAGGCAGGCAACAUGUUUGUCUCAUGUUAAGUAUGUAGGUAUUUGAAAGGUAGAAGGGUAUAUGAUUCUAUCCUAGUCUUGCACCGGUAACAUCGUACGAGUGAAAAUGGAUUUCAAAUAUUAGUCAUGAAGCACUCAUUCGUCAAUAUUUCCAUUUUCACACAAUUUAUCAAAGUUAAAUAUCAACAAAAUGACUCAAAAAAUAAACCGCUAAACCACAUGACUUUCCAAGCAACGACCGGAUUCGAAACAAAUCACUAGAACUACAUAGUGCAUAGUUCGUCGUAAGAAUUUUUGAGUAAAAGUGAAAUCUACCAUGAAAACUUAUGAGAUGAUGCAAGAAAUGUUGGUGGUCAUCAUAUUCCUCAUAGCUCCUUCAAUUUGUACUGAUUCAAAAAACAUAAUAUACGUUUCAAAAAUAGUAAAUGAAGUAAAUUCGAAUUUUCAAAACACUUGGCAGGCAAGUUCUUACGGUUUCACCACAUUGAAUAGAGGGAGCUUUGUUCAGACAAGACUUGGUUUAGAUUUAGCUGAUAUUGAUGAGUUGACAGAAAUAAAAGAAAAUGAAAAGCUUCUCGAUAAAUAUCUCAACAUGAAAAAUAAUCACGAGAAAAUCGAAGAUCACAAUCUUCCGCAAUCUUUUGACACUAGAAUAAAUUAUCCUUACUGUCGUUCGAUUCAACACAUUUGGGAUCAAUCCAAUUGCGCUUCGUGUUGGGCUAUUUCAGCAUCCUCAGUAUUGAGUGAUCGAUUAUGCAUUAAAACUAAAGGAGAGCGGAAUGUAUUGUUGUCAAUUGAACACUUAAUAGCGUGCAAUAAGAAAAAUCGAGGUUGCAAAGGAGGAGGACUCCAAAAAACAUGGGAAUUUCUACAGACGCAAGGAACGGUAACGGGAGGAGACUUUCAUUCGGACGAAGGAUGCCAGCCCUACAGUAUUCGUCCAUGUGGUUGGCCGAGUAAAUUACCAUGUAAAUUUUCAUCGGCUCUGACACCAAAAUGUAAAAACACUAAAUGUUCGAACGAAUGGCAUGAUGAUGAGUACGAAGUCAAUAUUGUCAAAGCAAAAAGUUUCUAUAUACUGAGCAACGUCACUUUGGGCUCUUUGAAUGAAAUUUUAAUCAUGAAAGAAAUUUACUCUAAUGGACCUGUUCAAGCAGCUUUCCUUGUUUAUGAAGAUUUUUUGACAUAUAAAUCAGGAAUCUACCAGCAUAAAGGUACUUCAUUCGAUGCCCCAUUAUCGGGGCUUUCGGUAAAAAUCAUCGGCUGGGGUGAAGAAAACGGAAUCAAAUAUUGGAUAGCGGUCAAUUCAUGGAGUGAAGAAUGGGGUGAAAAUGGUACUUUCAGAAUAAUACGAGGAGAAAACCAAUGUCUCAUAGAAACAUUUGUUUACACUGGCGUACCCGAAUUGAUCACUUAAUAUACGAUAUCUUGAAAA
Messenger RNA from Planococcus citri (citrus mealybug), 1993 nucleotides. RefSeq names its product cathepsin B-like cysteine proteinase 4. Gene Ontology annotation, cellular component: lysosome. The record is from RefSeq and is a predicted model, not a curated record. The transcript is spliced from 7 exons. The coding region runs from base 875 to 1975 and encodes 366 amino acids. NCBI's taxonomy places the organism in Eukaryota, Metazoa, Arthropoda, Insecta, Hemiptera, Pseudococcidae. Gene Ontology annotation, molecular function: cysteine-type endopeptidase activity.